Molecule: messenger RNA, 3963 nt
Organism: Eimeria maxima
Lineage: Eukaryota; Apicomplexa; Conoidasida; Eucoccidiorida; Eimeriidae
Exons: 8
Coding region: 1-3963 (1320 amino acids)
Source: RefSeq, a predicted model, not a curated record
AUGAAAGAAGAGGGAGGUCACAUAGCUGCCUCCCUCUCUGCAGCUGCCUCUAGCAGCCCAAGUGCGAGUCAAGAGAAUGACCAGGCUCAGGCAAACUCGGCGGUUGAUCCUAGCGGGUUCAUUUCCACGAAGCCCCAGAAUGGCAUGCAUGCACGACAAUAUGCAGCAGGCUGCGGUGGCCGGCGCAGAGGAGGGGGAGGCGGGGUCAGAGGCACUUUCCUUAGGGGUCGCAGCAAGAACAGACCUUCCCAAGGAGUUGGUAGUGGUGCCUCGGGUGCUGCCCUCUGCAGCAAAUUCGUAUCACCAGAGGCCGUCCUCAGUGCUGCACGUCAGGUGAAGGACUCUCUCCCCCAGCUUUCUCCCGAGCUCCUUACAAGCCUAAAGGCUAGGGGCCUAGAACCUUGUACACUUAAGGAGGUGCUGGAGGAGAGAGGCAUAGACUGGGCAGCUACCCAGGUGCGGGAUGAUCGGGCAGAGUCGGAACAUGCGCGACUUCUGGAAGCUUUUCAGCGACAGUGUGAGGGUUGGGGGAAUAACCGAGAGGGCUGGGUCCACAGCAAGUGGCACAGCGUUAUUGUCUGCCCUGAUUUCAAACGCGGUGGCCUCCAGGUAUCUCGGUCUUCCAUGCGGGAUAUGUGGAAUAGUAUCAUGUCGGUGGUGCAUGGGUUCGUAGACCCAGACCUCGUGGUAUGCAGGGUCACCGACCCCACUCAUCCCGUGCGCUUCGCAACUCCUCCAGGCGAGAGCUGCUACACCGUCGUGUACGCUGGGAAGGAGCCGAUAAGGGCCUCAAAGGAGAGAAGAAUACUUGGGGAAUACACGGGGCAUGUCCGCGCCGGAAGCACAAACAAACAAAGAUUUGAGUACGUCUUUGACCUGUCAUUCUGCGCGUUGGCCUGGCGCGCGGCGGAGGAAUUCGAGAAGGAUAGUGACUCUUCCGGGGACGAGGGACCCUCUACUACAGAUAAUGCCGCAUCCCCAGUCUCCGUUGAGUCGUCGGGGUCGGGGAAGAAGAAUGGGGUAAAAGAGGACGAUGGAGACACCGCGAAUAAUGAAGGCGUGCGCAGAGUACAAGUUACAGGCUCUUCAAAUAUCGAACGGGUGGCGCUCCCUGUGCGCGGAGAGUUGGUAUUGGAUUCUCAUGAUGCAUGCAACCAAAUGUCGCUUGUCAAUCAUUACGGCACCAUUGGAUUGCUGGGCGAGAAAAUAUGCCACUGCAACACAGAAUGGCAACAGGUGUUUGUGGACGGCUGGCCCCACAUCGUUCUCACAACGAUACCAGGAGUUGCAAUAGAACCAGGGGAAGAAGUGCUGGCUGACUUCGGUUAUGACUGGUUUAAUAGGGUGCAAGAUGCCUCCCAUAAGGCGAUAGCCCGCGAGCUUCUCGACUAUCGAAUUGGCGCUAAAGCCGGCGCCUGUCAGACGCUGGCGCCGGCACGGAACGCAGAGUGCUUAGUGCGGGACAACGACGUGGCGUUGCAGACUCGAGCCCGGAUGGGUGAAGUGUGCCCGUACUGCCACUCAGACGAAAUACCUUUAGUAUCAAGCACCUCCGCGAAGCAUUCUGUGAAGGUUGUAGGCGCUGGCGGCAAGCCGGCAGCUGGGAAGCCGCAGAAGCCGCAAAACCAAGGGCAACAGAAGACUGAGGCAACAGAUGUGACAGGGUAUGGGCAGACACCGUGUACCUGGGGUGAACAGGUCGUGCACUGCGACGGAUGCGACAGACCCUGCCAUCUCCGUUGCAUCUUCGGGGUCCAUGGCGCUGACCGGCAUCAGGACGCGCAACAGCAGGAGCAGCUGCAGCCAGAGCAAGCUACACGGAAUAAGAAUCCACAGCAACGAGACCCACAAAAUCCCCAGAAGGAGCAAGAGCCGCCUCAGGAGCAGUGGCAGGAUGGACAGCAGCAGCCAGAUGGGGUGCUAAAACAUGAGCAACCUGUGCACAUUGACACGUCUGCAUCUAUUCAAGAUCCUCGCAGCCCCCUCAGCCCUUCAGGAGGAUUGAGUGAUGCCUCUGUUGGGACAACAAAAGCAACAGAGCCUGGCCCAAAAUUCGGUGUUGUAAGUGGCGGGGAGACAGUCGAUGACGUAUACCGGUGGUUUGUUGAGGGGGACUGCAAGUGGUUUUGCUGCGUUUGCCGGCUGCAGUGGGAACGAAUGGCCACCGCCAUGAAUUUCUCAGUGGACUGGCAAGCCCGUAAGGUCCUUGGUGAGGGAAACCCGCUGCUUCUACCGUGCGCAGGCGACCCAGGGGCGAGAUGUAUGGUGAUGUCAGAAGCCCAGAAAACACACGCGGAGCAGGCCAACACCCGAUACGCUUCGUACGGCUCAAGUAAUCAAGAUGCGGCUGCUGCAGGUGGCGCGAAACGCAGAGGGUGCGGCAGAGGGACUGGGCUGCGGGCUCAUUCCAAGAGACCGAGGAAGGCCGCUACGGAGUCUCCGUCCCCUCACUUUCACAGCAGGUCCGAGGGUGUUAUUGGUGCAGGCACACAGCACGAAUGCCACCAGGAAAGCUCGUUUUCACCCACAAAGGGAGGGCAUGACUCUCGGCUGGAAACGGGGGGAUCGGUAGCCCCAGGCAGGAACGCUGAUUUAAGCGAUCAUGCAGCAGGGGCAGCAUCCGGUGCUGCAGCACCAUACUUUGUAGAGGGUGAACCUCCUCCCUCUGAUGCACCUAAGAGUACUGGCGAAACCGGUGAAUCCUUGUCAAGCUGUCAAGAGGAUUCCAAGGUGGCAUUGCCGAGUGAAAAGCUCACGAGAGGAAACUCCUUACCGGAAAGCCAGAAGCCGCCCGAAUAUCCUGUAGAGCAAUGCGAUGGAAGAUCGGGGAUUGUGAAGGGUGACGCGGGAGCUGCGCGAUCUCUUCGAACUGUUGGGACCAGUCGGUCGUUGGGAUGCAAAGGAAGCAGCGACGACGCACAGCGGAAUGCAGAACCAACAUGUUCUAGGGGCAGUGACAGGGAUGGCGGUGUUUACAAGAAACAUACUAACGGUGUGGUGAUUGAGGAAGCAAUGCGCGUAUACAGUAACAGUAGCGACAAGAGGCGAAACAGCAAAAUGCAGCCUUGCCCCGUGGCGCUGACCCCUGAUGAGUGUUCAAGCGAAGAGUUGCUGGGUUGCAGGACGGAUAUGCUGGUAGAACCCCGUGCGCUUUUGGGCUCUCUGCAGCCGUGUGUGCAUUGCUACAAGUUGUACGGGGCGAAGGCAAGUGUAGAGGUCUGCAGGCUAACCAAGAGACAUUUGGCAUCUAAUUGGGAUCAUCCGCACUUUGUUUCUCCUGCACAGAUUCAGGAUGCACUUCUCACGUGCUUUCAAGACGCCCUGCUGACAGUGCAGAGAGAGCAUCAACAGAAACUGCAGAGACUUUUCGACAACAUGAGCCCACUGCAGAGGGGGGUCAACAUGAACUCCCUUAUGACCGGAAACAGGCAGUCAAGGAUCCAUGAGAACGCUGCUCGCCGCAGCGCAGAGAACAUGCAGAAGCCGCAAGUUCAUGAAACAGAGACAGUGUGGAAGGGGAGCAUUCCGUUGCUAAGUGUCACAUUGGGAAAGACAAGAGUGGACUACCAGUUUCCGGAUGGCCCUUCAAAGAAGAAGUGGUAUUAUGGAGUCGUGAGCAACUAUCAAGCAAUUUCCAGCAAGGUUGGAGAUGGUGAUACGGAAGGAAGUGGCGAGGGUAGCAAAGAAGACGAAAAGGAGAAGAAAAUUACGUAUUAUACCAAUCAGUUCCGAAUAGAUUACAAUGACGGAGAUUUCCAAACUGUGCCUCCCCACGAACUGAUUGAAAUGCUUAUCGAGACGGGACCUGGCAGCAAACUAGACGGUCGGAAAGCUAUAACAACAACUCCUCUAAUCAAAAUGCUCUCCCCAGAACUUAAACGGGCCAACCGCCAAGUUAACCAGCUUGUCCGCGAGACCAACAAGAAAGGUUGCGCAGCGGACACGGACUCAGAUGACGAAUAA